Anopheles nili is the source of this 2727-nucleotide messenger RNA. RefSeq lists its product as uncharacterized. The coding region runs from base 1 to 2727 and encodes 908 amino acids. NCBI's taxonomy places the organism in Eukaryota, Metazoa, Arthropoda, Insecta, Diptera, Culicidae. The record is from RefSeq and is a predicted model, not a curated record. The transcript has a single exon.
AUGAGCGCUCAAGCCAGUGUUUGUGAAGCGCCAUUACGGCCGCUGACUGUGCUGCUGGUGAUGAUGGUGUCCUGUGUGUUCGCAGGACGCUCAGUGUUUUUGGGCCGAGAUCGCCCACGAACGCUGCAAAUGAUUGGAUCGGCGAACCCGCGCAUGUUACACCGCAUCAGCGCCGAUCUGCACCCGGACACGUCGAAGGUUGUCCACAUUCAGGUGCCGUAUUACAUCGAGCGACCGAAAGUGCGCACCAAGAAGUUCCAACCGUGGAUCCCCCGUGGCCAGCGCUUUGUAUCACCGGCGGGACAUUCGGCACAUAUCCAGCAGCAGCUUCCAGGGCCAGUGUCCUUCGGGACGCCCUUCAAAGGAAAACCGAUCCUUCCGCACGAGUUCCUCACUAACCCAGGUCCUUAUGAUACACCGUUCGUGCCGAUGAUGAAACCUAGUCCGAUCAAUCCGCUGCACGUGGACCAACCGGCACCGGAGAUCAUGUUCGAGCCGAUUAGCAUCCUGCCGUUGGAGGCGCCCUCUUUCGAUACGGUGCGCAACCACGUGAACUACCUCAAGCAGAAGCAGCAGAAGUUCUUCGAGGGGCAAGGUCGAGAAUUCGGGCUCGGUGAUGAUGGCGAGCUGGGUUAUUACGGAGGUCCUGGGAUACCGGUGCACAAUGGAGACACUGGGCGUGAGCAUGGCGAACGGAACACGCUGUCGGAGGACGAUUUCGGACAGAACGACCGGAAGUACGAUCGGCGUGGAACGGCCGUAACAGGCCCGGUGGAACAAUCUGACGGUCGAUCAGGUGAAGAGGACUUCUACGACACCGAGGGCAAGCAGUAUCAGGACGAUGAUUUUGAGGAUUCGCGUGAGGAAACCGAUCGAGCAGCGGCAUUCGAACCGAAGAAGGUGUACACGCAGGUGCGUCAUCACGAGGUAGUGCGUCAUGUACCAAGGUCCGAGGACGAAGAGGAGGCCGAAGAUGAUCCAAGGGAUGGAGAUGGGAAAGAGCAGAACGGUGACGAUGAUGAUGAGGAUGAGGAUGAAGAAGAUGAUGACGAGCCAGAAGUGAAAGGUCCAAUCCGGGAGCGAGUGAGGCUGCAUCGCAAGAACAUUGUCUACACGGAGAAAGGACACGAUGCGCACAAAUUUGAUCACGGCGCGGAAGAGUCCUUCGGUGAGUUUGAACAGCAGGAGAAUGCAAAACCGAAAAGGAACAGGAUCAAGCGAUCACCGGAAGAUCUUCCAGCGAAUGAUGGUUCCAAUCGCACGCUCACUGAACCCGAACUCGUAGACGUGCUGGCAAUGGUGAUCCUGGGCAACUCAUCAGAAGCUCUACCGUUAGCAGAAGCCCUAACCGAUCCACGGGAGCUUCACGGCGAAGAGUUACUCCGGUUUCUGGACGAGGCGAUUCAGAACACGACCCAAUAUCUGCCCGAACCCGAACAGCGGCAGGUCAUCAGCAUCGUUUCGCCUCCGAGUAAUGUGGUCAAGUUCCCGUACUAUAAUCGUCCUGAGACUGAGAUCGAUAUGGAUUCCGCGUUGCGGUACGCCGAGAACCUGACCACCUUUAGCACGAGAUUGUACGAUGGCAAAACGGCCGGAAUCCGGUGCAAUGAGGUAGAUGUGGAGCUGGAGGAUGAACCGGAACCGAUCCCUGAUGGUAACGAUGAACCCGAUGGAGGUUUCCGGCCAAUCCGGCGACUUCGUGGGCUGGGCGAUAAAAUUGACUGCCUGAAAGUGCAGCACUUCGGAAACGACCCGCUCGAUAAUCCGCUGUUUCAAGAGGAGUUCGUCGGUGUGGCACCACGAAAGUUGUACCUUGGAAAAGGCACAACACCUACCGGACCAGCUCAAACAGCGCAGCAACCUAACCCGGCCGUGGCCGUUUACAACGACGUGAUCCGGCACAUUAAGAAGCAUCUGGCGAACCAACAGAGGCGUCAGAACUCGAAAUCCGACACCGAACAGGACACGGUGAUGAUCGCGGUUCCGCGUGUCCUUCGACUGGAUGACGAGGAUGACGACGACCUUGGUGAGGUGUCUGGGGCACACUUGAAACGGGAAGCUCGUUUGGCUUUCCCGCAAGCGAAUCCACUCCCACUGUCGAACCACCUCAGUGUUCCUAUUUUCGACAUCAGCAAGUUCGUCCCUCGAUUCAUGAUGCGCCCAAACGAGGACCUUUUCAUCGAUGAUACACCACCAAUACCACUACCAACGCCACUAACGACGGAGUCUCCACCGAAACCUCGAUUAUUGGCAAACCCCAAGGUACGCCUGCGGACACUAGUUAAGACAGCCGAACAGCUGGCAGAAGGUGCUGUUGCGGUGGAGGAAAGCGUCGAGCAGCGGCUCACCACUACCACUAGCACCAGCACGGCAAGGACACCACCGCUUCGGGACGACAUAGCGGACGCGUUCGAUGACGUGCUGCCGAAACCAAACCAACCUCCUGCACCGUUGCCGCCGAUCAAACCGUACAGCGUGGUCGAGCAGGACUCAAAGGACACUGGACCUGAACCGACUUUCAACAAGUCUGGCCCACCGUAUGCGGCUCUCGCUCUGGAGCCACCGGUUGCGCAAAGUAUCCUUAAACAGCGGAUCGCUCCGAUCGAACGCAACCAGCUCGAUCCGCAGAAGGGAAAGCGAUCGCAACACCAGACCAAGAAACGGCACCACCGGAAAUCGAGGCGACCGACCGUCACGCGCAAGAAGGUGCUCGUGUUCUACCACUGA